GUAAAAUUCAAUCUAUACUCUGGCAGAGAGUGUGUCGGACACCGAGAUCCUCGAUGGCGCGUAUUGCACAGCCGCAAGACGGCGGCGCGUGCAUUAACGACUGUCUCGGCGACGACGAACUCCGAUCAGUGCUGUCGAAGCUGGACCUCGACAGUGACAAGGAGGCGUUCGGCCUCGUCUGCAAGAGGUGGCUCCGCCUCCAAAGCACCGAGAGGAGGAAGCUCUGCGCUCGGGCAGGGCCGGGGAUGCUGAAGCGGAUGGCGAACAGAUUCACGCGCCUCCGCGAGCUCGACCUGUCGCAGUCUGUGUCUCGUUCGUUCUACCCUGGCGUCACCGACUCCGAUCUCUGCGUCAUCGCCGCCUCGUUUUCUGCUUUGCGAAUCCUGAAUCUGCAGAAUUGCAGAGGUAUAACAGACAAGGGACUGGCAGAAAUCGGGUCUGGGCUUCCUUCCUUACAAUCACUAGAUGUUUCCUACUGCCGGAAGCUAACUGACAAAGGGUUGUCAGCCGUUGCCCAAGGCUGCCAUGACCUGCGAACAUUGCAUGUGGCAGGUUGCAGAUUUAUCACUGAUGGACUGUUGAAAGCCCUUUCCUCUAAUUGCGAUAAUCUAGAAGAGCUAGACUUGCAAGGAUGCACCAACAUUACCGACUCUGGUCUCACUGCUCUGGUUCAUGGUUGCAAGAGAUUGAAACAUUUAGAUCUGAACAAGUGCAGUAAUAUUGGCGAUGUUGGUGUGUCCAGCGUAUCGAGAGCUUGUUCUUCUUCGUUGGUAACUCUGAAGUUGCUUGAUUGCUACAAGAUUGGUGAUGAAUCCUUAAUGUCUCUGGCUGAGUACUGCAAAAAUCUGGAGACCGUCAUAAUCGGUGGUUGUCGGAACAUAUCUGACGAGUCCAUAAAGUCGCUGGCUUCAUCUUGCAAUGCUAGUCUAAAGAAUCUGCGUAUGGACUGGUGCAUAAAUAUCUCGGACGUAUCAUUGGACUGCAUUUUCUUGCUGUGCAGAAGCCUCGAGGUUCUUGAUAUUGGAUGCUGUGAGGAGGUAACCGAUGCUGCUUUUGAGGUGCUGGGAAAUGACGAUUGCAAGCUGAAUUUGAAAAUAUUGAGAGCUAGCAACUGCCGGAAGAUCACAGUCCACGGAAUCCGCAAACUCUUGAAGUCAUGUCAAGCUCUCGAAUAUCUUGAUGUACGAUCCUGCCCAUAUGUAACUGAGGUUGGGUGCCACGAGGCCGGCCUUCAGUUUCCGGGAGGCUGUAAGGUUAAUUUUGCCGGGAGCUUGGCAGAGCCUAAUUGAUCGAUCGAUUGCGCACUAACCGGGGAUGAUGAGAUACUAUAUUUUGUAAGAUGACUGUUUUUUUAACUACAUUGUGUUAUAUUCUGUAGAUAUGUAUGCUUUUCUUCUUCUAUUCCUUUAUGCUUUUGUUUCGUACAUUUGUGCUAUGUUAAUAGGUAAUGCGGAUUAUUACCUCAUCCUGUAGUUUAUACUCCCUCUCCCCCUCUCUCUCUCUCCCUCUCACUCUGUUAACGCACUAAUGUCUUAUAUUUUUAUUUGAAAUGUAUGAAUCAUUAUUGUCUUCUUUUUA
Andrographis paniculata is the source of this 1578-nucleotide messenger RNA. Its product is annotated as F-box/LRR-repeat protein 4. The record is from RefSeq and is a predicted model, not a curated record. Gene Ontology annotation, biological process: SCF-dependent proteasomal ubiquitin-dependent protein catabolic process. NCBI's taxonomy places the organism in Eukaryota, Viridiplantae, Streptophyta, Magnoliopsida, Lamiales, Acanthaceae. The coding region runs from base 54 to 1289 and encodes 411 amino acids. Gene Ontology annotation, cellular component: SCF ubiquitin ligase complex. The transcript is spliced from 2 exons. Gene Ontology annotation, molecular function: protein binding.